This is a messenger RNA of Ziziphus jujuba (common jujube), 1865 nucleotides long. Its product is annotated as wall-associated receptor kinase 5-like. Gene Ontology annotation, molecular function: ATP binding; protein serine/threonine kinase activity. Lineage: Eukaryota; Viridiplantae; Streptophyta; Magnoliopsida; Rosales; Rhamnaceae. The transcript is spliced from 3 exons. The record is from RefSeq and is a predicted model, not a curated record. Bases 441 to 1439 code for a protein of 332 amino acids. Gene Ontology annotation, biological process: cell surface receptor signaling pathway; protein phosphorylation. Gene Ontology annotation, cellular component: plasma membrane.
CUGCAGUGAAGCUAAGAAAAAAAGCAAUUUCUCAUGCAAAGGAAAGAGCAGUUGUGUCGACACCAGCAACUUGUCUGGUUACCUUUGCCGAUGCUUACCUGGUUACCAAGGGAACCCAUACGUUGAAGAUGGUUGCCACGAUAUUGAUGAGUGUGAGAUGUCGAACCGCUGUGAGAAUGGAAAAUGCCUCAACCUUCCUGGAAGUUGGACUUGUAUAUGUCCAACGGGUUAUGUUAGCACUGAAACUGGUUGCAUCAAACUCCGUGUUGACCAUCAUUCUGGGAGUCGACGUUUCUUGCGCUAUAUGGCAACCGCUGGGAUCUGUUUAGGCCUUUCAAUUCUUCUGAUGGGAACUUGUUAUGCUGGGAUAUAUUGGGCAGUGAAAAAAGAGAAACCUCUUGCAAUCAAAAGAGAAGUUCUUUGUGCAAAAUGGUGGGCUAAUGUUACAACAACGACUCUCAGAUCUUCUUUCUUUAAGACAUCAACAUCUUGAAACAGCAAAAAUUUUCACUGCAGAAGAACUGAAAAGAGCCACAAACAACUACGAUGAAAAUGGAGUUAUUGGAGAAAGAGGCUAUGGAAAAGUUUACAAGGGAAUAUUACCAGAUGGACAAAAAGUUGCAAUAAAGAAGUCCAAAAUUGGUGACCAAUCACAGAUCGAACAGUUCAUCAAUGAAAUAACGAUUCUUUUGCAAAUCGAUCACAGGAACGUAGUUAAAUUGGUGGGUUGUUGCUUAGAGAUAGAAGUUCCUUUACUUGUUUAUGAGUUCAUUGCUAAUGGAACUCUUUUCCACCAUAUUCACGAGAAAGGAAAAGCAUCGGUUCUUCCAUGGAAGUUGAGAUUGAGGAUAGCAUCGGAAACUGCAGAGGCGCUGGCUUAUUUUCACACUGCAACUUAUACGCCCAUUAUACAUAGAGAUGUGAAGACCUCAAAUAUACUAUUAGAUGAGAAUUACACAGCAAAAGUAUCGGACUCUGGAGCUUCAAUGCUGAUUCCUACAAACCAAAAUCAGCUAACAACUUUUGUGCAAGGGACACUUGGGUACUUGGACCCUGAAUACUUCCACUCAAACCAGUUAACAGAAAAGAGUGAUGUAUAUAGCUUUGGUGUUGUCUUAGCUGAGCUACUAACAAGCAAGAAACCAGUUUCUUUCGAUAGGCCAGGGGGUGAACGAAGCCUAGCAAUGCUCUUUGUCAGUGCAGUUGAAGAGGAUCGCUUACAUCAUGUUCUUGAUGGUGACAUUGUGGACGAAGUAAAUGCUGAAGAAGUAAAGAAAGUGGCCGAUCUGGCAAAAAUGUGUUUAUGUGUGAAAGGGAAGGAAAGACCUAACAUGAAAGAAGUAGCAUAUGAGCUGAAGGGACUGAUUAACUUGGACAAACAUGGGGAAAAAGUUAUUUUUGUCGAGAAGAAAAUGAAUACUUGCUUGAUUCAUCCUUAAAGUGAUCCAUUUGUUUAUGCUUGUGUCUCAUUUUUGUUGCAAGGUUAGAAAAUAAUGAGGAUGGAAGAGGAAGAAGGGGUGGAAAAGUGAAGGGAAUUAAAAUUCCAAUCUAAAAAGUUAUGCACGAUGGUUGUUACUUAUUGAAGAAACUGAUCAGCUGGUUAUGGUUGUUGAUUGUACCUUAGCAAACGGCUCUCUCGUAUACUUUAAUUAAUAGUAAAUAGAAUUUAGAGAUGGAAGCGUCUUAGUCUUCCUCUUGUUUUCUUUCCCAUAAAUGCCUCUCUGUUUUUCUUGCUUUUCCCUUUUCUCUUAUAUUUUUAAUUCUUAAAUCUUAUAACCAAAAAAUACAGGCAAUCUGCUCCAAUGGUGGAACUUGAACCUUUGCCCUCUUGGUCAAGGUCACUUUUUAACCAACCUAUUUGUUAA